Messenger RNA from Dendronephthya gigantea, 1551 nucleotides. RefSeq lists its product as uncharacterized. Lineage: Eukaryota; Metazoa; Cnidaria; Anthozoa; Malacalcyonacea; Nephtheidae. The record is from RefSeq and is a predicted model, not a curated record. The transcript has 9 exons. The coding region runs from base 1 to 1551 and encodes 516 amino acids.
AUGGCUGUUUGUAGCGAUUUACUUUAUAAAAGUGAUCUUAGCAGCGAAGAUCGUUUUAAGCUGCUGGUAACAGAUGUUCCCGUUGAAUUGGCACAGGAAAAACCUCCACCUAACCCGUCGAAAAGUGGGAAUUACCUUGUAGAUAAGAAUGCGAUUGGCGUAGAUUGGAAACACACAUCCAGCUCUUGGCUGAACAGGAAUACCAAAACACGCAUCUUCAGACGGUUGAUUCGACUAGAUGAUUCUGACGACGACGAUUCAGACGACGCAAUAAGUUGGCAAAGCAAAGAAAUUAAAGCCAAAGAUAUUAAAGGAGCAGUGUCACCGCAUGCGCAUCUUUUCUGCGCAUACAUGAAACUUGAAAUAACAGGCUGUUUUUUCAAGCUUAUCAAACGCAAGAUGGCGGCUACUCAGGGGGCAAAGCACGGUGGCAAACGCGAUAAUUCCGGCAGGAAAAGAAAUGUAUUUUCGGCUUGGCGAGAAGCGAAGAACAAUGCCGGUUACAGCAAGUACAGUGACAGCGAUUUCACUGCGCAUUUGUUGUCAUUGGAGUAUCGUAGAAGAGUGGAAGAGCGACCCCCAAUUCCAAUCACAAUCGAUGAGGGUGACCAAACACGUGGCAUUAUUUCGGAUUGGGGUACAUCAACACCAAUGAAAGUCCAAGGUAUUGGAACUAACUUGCCAUCAUGUGAUGUGUCGCCAAUUGAGAAGGAACAACAAGCAGAGCUUGAUGUGCAGCCAGAACAAGAAGCGUCAAUUGGUCAGGAAGCAAGUACAUCUCACCAUGAAAGUAGAUUGAAUACAUCUAUGUUUUCUGAUGAUGAGUUGUCUUCAGAGGAUGGUGAUGAUGACAGGGAUAUUAGUUUUCAUGACCAAACAAUGUCAAUAAUUGAGGGAAUGAAUGCUGAUCAUGAUGACAACUUGGAAAGGGAUGAUGAUGCAAAUUUCAGUGAUGUUGAGUACACAUUAGAGAGUGAUUCGACAGAUGAAGAUGACAACGAGCAUGAGUGGUUGGAAGGUCAAUGUGACCAUGAAGAUGAUGAGCAUGAUGAGCAUCUUGCUUGGUUUGAUCGCAAAGAUAAAGAUUAUCAAGAGCUGCAAAAAAUAAUCCUAAAUCCAGAGCUACUUGCAAGUUUUAAAUACUAUACCCGUUUUAGACAUACAGGUGGCAUAGAAUGUGCCAACAGCCUUGGACUUGUUUAUACCCCAAAGAGGACCCCGUUCAGAUACAGUGCAUACAAGGCUAGAAGACAGCUCACAGCCAUUGAUUGGAACUUCCAUCAAAACCUCCAGCAGGCCAAGACAAAGCAUGGUGAUGAAAUUGUCACAAGGAAAUACAAUCCACGAACCCGAAAUUGGGACCUCAAGAUGGUGAAGGUGCAAAAGGGGUACAAUUACAUCCCAGUGCUCAUAGCUAAAAUUUUAAAACGAAGAACAGAUGACCACGAUAUAGGUGGUGUUACAAGAGCAGUGGAUUUGAAUCAAAGUGACCCUGCCCUAAUUUCUCCUACCAUUGCCCACUUACCCCCACCACCUACAAAUAGGUGUUAA